AUAAUUCAGCUCUAUUACAAAGCCAAACAAGGCGUACAAGGUGUGCAAAACCAUACCGGCCUGCCGGAUCCAAGGGCGAUCGCGGGCGCGAGCGCACGACGCUCGCCGGCUCGCCGUGUCGAUAGAAGGUCAUCAGCCAGCGAAUCUUGAGCAUGUAUCAUAUACAGCCACUGUUUGACAGGCAAGCCCGCCAGUCACGACGUCAAACGUCGUUAGACCAGAAGUCAAAGCGACACGGUGCGCCGUAACCGGCCGGCGCGGCUGCAGCCUGCAGGGCGCGCAUUCCAGACCCAAUGGCGACCUCCUGUAAGCGCUCUAUAGUACUUAUAGUCAUCGCGACUCUUUGCGCUGCAAUGGGCGCUAGCGGCUGGCGUCUAAUGGACAAUCCAUCUCGGACAUCUUCCGGGCGACCUCCUGCGCCUGCUGCUUCCGCGGCUCAACAGCUCCCGCCAAUUACGCUGGUCGUGUUCGGCGACUCCUUGUCUGACACCGGCAACGUCUUUUCUGCCACACACGGCAUGGUGCCCAACCCCGACGUCUAUUUCAGAGGCCGCUUCUCCGACGGCCCCAUCUGGGUCGACCACUUAGCCGCCAUUCUCAGCGGCGGCGGCAAUAACGGCACUAGCAACAGUAGCGGCAGUAGCCGCGGCAGUAGCAGUACAGUCACCGGGCGGCGGGAGGUGGUGGUGCGGGUGUUCGCGUACGGCGGCGCCACGGCGUGUGCGGGGCAGGGGCUGUCCCGCCAGGUGCCCGACCUAGACACGCAGGUGCGCAGCUUCCUCGAGGGCCGGCCAGGCGCCGACGCCAGACCCACCACCACCACCACCACCUCUACCCCAGCCACCUCACAGCCCAGCACUGCCGCCGCCGCCACCGCCACAAACACGACCACUGCCGCCGCCGCUGGCCAACCGGCAGCCGGCGCCGGCGUGGGGGCCGGCGACCGCGUCUUUGUGGUGUUUACAGGCCACAACGACCUGCUGGGUCUGGCCCCCGCCGCCUGGUCCGACCCCUCCGGCGGCGCCGUGGCGGCGGCCGUGGCCAACACCACCGCCUGCCGCACCGCCGCCCUGCAGCGCCUGCUGGCCGGGCUGACCACAACAACAUCAACAGCAACGACACCCGCCACAACGACGGCGGCGCACACAGCCGCGCCUGCUGGCGCCAUCAGUAGUGGGAACAGCAGCAACAGCAGCAACAGCGGCAACAGCGGCAAGAGCAAUGGUGCCGGCGGCGGCGACGCAGACGGACAGCAGCCGUACCGCCGGGACCGGGUAGUGGUUUGGAGCCUGGCGCCCGUGGAGUCGGCGCCGGCGGUGCCUGAUCAGGACCGGCCCGCGGUGGCGGCGGCGGUGGCGGCGGUGAACGCCGCCAUUAAGCCCAGCCUGGCGCCGCUGAGGGAGCGCUAUGGCGCAGCCGCAGGCAGCAGCGGCAGUAGCACCAAUAGCAGCGGCAGUGGCAGUAGCAGUGGCGCGGGAGCUGAAGGCGGGCAGCAGCAGGGCCAGCGGCGGGUGCUGAGCCUUGAGAGCUACGACCUGCAUGCCGGGGUGGCGGCCGCGCUGGCUCGGGCCGCUGAGCUGGGCUUCACACACCCGCAGGAGCCGUGCCUGCGCGAGGAUGAUUACAGCCCAGAGCAGCAGGCGCCCCCGCAGGCACAAGCCGGCGCCGCCGCCGGCGGCAGCAGUGCCACGAGCGGCGCCGCCCGCCGCCAGCAGCAGGCCGGCGCCCCAUUAAACCGCUCCUCCGCCGCACGCAGCAGCAGCUUCACUAAGGUCCUGAAGACCAACACCACCAGCAUCAACACCACCCAUGGCACCCAUAUUGAUGUCGACAACGGACCAGACGCGGACGCCGGCUCUGUGUCUGCCGUGCUGGCUGCGGAGGCGCUGACUGCGGCCCCCAGCUCCCGCUGCGCCGCCCCCGCCACACACGUGUUCUUUGACGGCGUGCACCCGACCAGCCGCGCGCACCUGCUGGGCAUUGCGAGGGGCUUUGCGGAGUGGGGCGGAUGGCAGCGGUGAGGCAUAAUGCAGCGGGGUAGGGCAGCGAUUGAUCGAGGGGUGAUGGGGUGCGUGGUGGACAGUCGUGUGUACAUGCCCGAUCUAUAUAUCCCAAAGCUGGUGGGGAUGGGAUGGCCGUAUGGAUGCGGCGUUUCAAGAAGGGAGUAGGCGUAGCGGAGGGGGAAGGCAAGGCCACGUGGAGGAGGAGAGCACGGCGCCGCCCGAGAAGCGGCGCUGGCGUGCAGGUUGGGACCUGCCGGUGUUGUGUCUACGGUAGGUCUUUGGUGGCGAGCAUAGCGUGGCAGGGUGUGUGGUACUGUUCGGGGACAUGUCAGGCUGGCGCUGCCUACCUGUACAAACCGACGCCGGCUAUAGGGGAAAGGUGGCGGGGUGCCCACUUUUUGCACGAGAGGCAAACAACCCACUUUCUUGUCAACGCUAGUAGCUUCGUCCAAGUAGCAGCACGCAUCGCACAUCACACUCGCACGCACAUGCGAGAGACUCGAGAGCCGGGCGCUGUGUGUGCAUCCAGGCGAGACCGCAUGCCAUACUUUAUGCGGCAGUAUGCGAGUGGCAUCAUGAUGCUGAAAGUAUGCGAGUGGCAUCAUGAUGCUGAAAUAUUCCACAGCGACUUGCCUGAGCGCUCCGGGUCGGGGCCUCGGUCAUGGCUGCAUGUGAUGAGGAUUGAGUGAAACGAGAACGGCAGCGUGCCAGAGACCCCUCAAAUGCUUUUGAUUUUCAAUGUUGAUGGGUUAUUGGUGGCAUUCUAAUUGCUUGCGGGGCCGUGGGGCAGGUCGGAGUUUCAUUGUGGAUGGACAGGUAGCCCAGUUCUACUGGUUGCCUGGCCGUUCGUGACGAGGCAGGCCCUCGUGCGCAAUAGGAUGAAGACUAUUUGUUUGUGUGCCAGCAGCGCUUUCCGGGUGUCUGAGCGCGGCUCCUAUUGCAGUAAGAGUUUGAGUCGAGCGUGUGGAUGGCUGUGUCGACGGUUGAUGUGGUGUGCGCUCAGUUUUGCGCCUAUGAUGUAAUCCUGGGUAGCU
This is a messenger RNA of Chlamydomonas reinhardtii, 3037 nucleotides long. RefSeq lists its product as uncharacterized. Gene Ontology annotation, biological process: lipid metabolic process. Lineage: Eukaryota; Viridiplantae; Chlorophyta; Chlorophyceae; Chlamydomonadales; Chlamydomonadaceae. Gene Ontology annotation, molecular function: lipase activity. The coding region runs from base 378 to 2021 and encodes 547 amino acids. The transcript is spliced from 4 exons. The record is from RefSeq and is a predicted model, not a curated record.